ACGGAUCUGGAUGUACGAUGACAAUCGGAUCCCUCGUUCCUUCAGACAUGCUUUGAAUGAUCUGAUCUCCCGUUUCUCCCCGGCGUGUGCUCACACCAACCCCGGGCACCCAUGGCUUUGAUUAUGGAUCCCAUCAGUAAAUGGUCGCCCAAGCAUGUGGUGGACUGGAUGAAAGGGCUUGAUGACUGUCUCCAACAAUACAUUAAAAACUUUGAGCGGGAAAAGAUCAAUGGAGAGCAACUUUUACACAUCACACACCAGGAGCUUGAGGAAUUAGGUGUCACGCGUAUCGGCCAUCAGGAACUUAUCUUGGAAGCGGUGGACCUGCUCUGUGCGUUGAACUACGGGCUGGAGACUGAAAACCUCAGAACACUUUCCCACAAGUUGAAUGCCUCAGCCAAAAACCUACAGAACUUUAUAACAGGUCGGCGGAGGAGCGGGCAUUACGACGGAAGGGCAUCCAGAAGGCUGCCGAAUGACUUCCUUACCUCAGUCGUUGACCUCAUUGGUGCUGCCAAGAGUCUGUUAGCUUGGCUGGACAGGUCGCCAUUUGUCAGUGUGACAGAAUAUUCACUUCUCAAAAACAACAUAGUUCAGCUGUGCCUGGAACUCACUACCAUUGUCCAACAGGAUUCCACUGUUUAUGAAACUGAAAAUAAGAUUUUGCACGUGUGUAAAACAUUAUCAGGGAUCUGUGAUCACAUCAUCUCACUUUCAUCUGACUCCUUGGUGUCUCAGUCUGCGCAUCUUGAAGUUGUCCACCUGACGAACAUUAUGCCAAGUGAGGGAUUGGGCAUGUACAUCAAGUCAACAUACGAUGGCCUCCAUGUCAUCACAGGAACGACGGAAAAUUCUCCCGCAGACCAGUGCAAGAAGAUUCACGCAGGGGAUGAAGUCAUUCAAGUCAACCACCAAACUGUGGUGGGAUGGCAAUUGAAGAAUCUCGUCAACACGCUGAGGGAAGAUCCCAGCGGGGUGAUCCUGACUUUGAAAAAGCGGCCGCAGAACAUGCUGACCUCUGCCCCCGCGCUCCUGAAGAACGUGAGGUGGAAACCUUUAGCGCUGCAGCCAGUAAUUCCAACCAGUCCGACAAGCAGCUCCACGACACCAACCAGCACCAUCGGCAUGCCGUCUAAGUACGACAGCUCCACGCUCCACGAUGUGUUCAUUCUCUCUCCACUGUCAGGCAUCUACAAUCCCAGGGACGAGUUGGGGAUAAUGCCUUGCGAUGACUUCGGCAAGUACGGUAUGGCCAAGUCUGGCAUGAAAGGCUCCGACUCUUCCAGCUACUUCCUGAACCACGAGAGCGGGAAGUAUUACACCCUGAUGGAAGGCGAGAGCUUGGCCGUGAGCUCGGAGUACGAGAGAGGGCGAGCAACUGGUCUGCGGAGAAGAGAGAAGACCACAACACAUGAGGACCCACUGCUGCAGUACCUGAGCGACGACAAGAUUCUGAUCAUCCAAGAGGACCCUAUGACCCAGAGGGACAGCAAGAGGGACACGGGCAGGAGGUCUCGCCGGAGAAAGAACCAGGGGAGUCCCAGCUACCCCAUCAGCCCCACUGUCCUCACGGCCCCAGUCAGACUGGAGCCCAGUCCGCAAGACAUCUUGAACUUCCCACUGCCUGAAAGCAACACCGUGCCUCUCUAUCACCGAGCAGGGGAUUCUAUUGUUGGGGAGACAGACAGGUAUGCAAGUGCUGGAAUUGACAGGCAAGGUGGAACAUCAAUGAGGAAGUCUUUCCAUUAUGCCUCCCUGAGGUCGAAAACCAAGAAGAGACCUAAAGGUACCCUCAGCGGUGGAAGCAGGAGACGAAUUUCUUGCAAGGACUUGGGCCACGGGGACUGUGAGGGCUGGCUGUGGAAAAAGAAGGAUGCGAAAGGAUACUUCACCCAGAAAUGGAAGAAGUACUGGUUUAUCCUAAAGGAAGCCUCACUCUACUGGUACACAAACCAAAAUGAUGAAAAGGCGGAGGGAUUCAUCAGCCUGCCAGAGUUCAGAAUCGACAGAGCAAUUGAAUGCAGACGGAAAUAUGCCUUCAAGGCUUGCCAUCCAAAGAUAAAGAGCUUCUACUUUGCCACCGACUGUUUGGAGGAAAUGAACAGGUGGAUGAAUCGGCUGGGCCUGGCUGCUAUUGGCUACGCUCCCGAUGAUAAGGUGACCAGACCCGACGAAGACUACUGGAGUGAGAGUGACCAAGAGGACGUGAAUGACUCCUUGACGGUGAAGGCAGAAGGCCCAUCAGCCGUGUGUGACACGUACCCCCGAACCCCAUCAGUGAAUUCUUCCAGUCCCUUUCCUGAGCCGAAGCACGGGCGCCACUUCUCGAGCGAGUCCACGUACUCGCACUCGUCCGCGGAGGACUCGCGGCACGAGGCGUCAGGGAGCACGCACUCGUCCGGCUGCCGGUCCUCGUACAGGGAGCGCCGAUCGUGGCAGGACCUGAUCGAGACGCCGCUCACCAGCUCGGGCCUACACUUCCUGCAGACCGUCCCGCUGGAGAUGGAGUACGUCCCGGGCCGCACGGGGCCCAUGUCGCCCGAGAGGAGGCGGCAGGCCACCCUGCCCGUCCAGAGGCACCACCACCACGACCGCGACGGGCCCUUCCCCCUGGUGGAGUGCGAGCGGGGGCACAACACACACGCUAGAGUCUGCAAGCAGCGCAGCCAAAGUCUACCGAGGAACCGCGAGGCCAGGAUCAAAGCGCAUGUGCUGCCUCCCGGGUUAGCCGAGGAGAGGUCGGAGGAUGACGAGAUUCAGGGCAUCAAGCAAAAUGGCGGCGGCGGCAGCAGCAGCAGCAGCAGCAGGCAAGAAAGUGCAACAGAGACAAGAAGAUCUACAGACGGUUUGCAGGAGCUGUACAGAUCCUUGGAGCAGGCGAGUCUUUCAGCAAUCGGAGAGCAACGCCCUUCGACCAAACAAGAGUUCCGAAGGUCAUUUAUAAAAAGAUGCAAUGAUCCAGUUGUCAAUGAAAAAUUACACCACAUUCGGGCAUUGAAGAGUACAAUAAAGGCAAAAGAAGGAGACCUGGUGAUAAUCAACCAGGUUCUCGAAGAUCCCUACAUGACAUCCAAACAAUUUCGAGAGUGGAAGUGGCUGAAUCACGAGUUUUUCCUGGACAUUUGUGGAUACAGUCCUGUGAUGAAGCCACAGAAUGGUGCAUCUGAACUGGUCUCGCCAGCACCUCUCUUGACUCAUACGCACUCGUUCAUCGAAACCCAUGUGUGAAUCAAUUUUUAACGGGAGCACACAGCCCAGCAGACAGCAGCAUCUCACCGUGCUAACAAAUGGUUAGCAUCCGCGUUUGUAUAUUUGUACAUAAUGUGUUCAGCAGUAUUCUUGUACAUAGAUCAGAUAACACCAAUAGUGUCACAGGAUGCCUAAUAUGUGCAUGAGAUAACGUCUGUAUUCUGUUUCUUCCAAAAUUUUAUUUGUUUCUGUUGGUCGACACAGUGUGCUUUCAAACUUGCAUCUGAAAGGGUGAACAAUAGAACUCAUAAAAGUUAUAAGUAUACACAUAUGUUGUACUAAAAUAAAACCAAGCUUUUAGUCAACAGCAUCUACACGUUCCAAAGUUUUAUACUGACAACACAACUCAACCCAUCUUAAUAAAUAACACUGGGGAAAAGUGGUUGAUAACAAUCUCUGAACCAGAGGGGAAUGUCUUAAUCUACUCACAGUUUUAGAUGAACAUUUGUUUUUAUGUAAGCAUUGAACAUACAAAUUGCUGAAUGUAUGUAAAGUAUGUAAAGUUUUGCUAGUAUAACACUGAAUGAACAAGAGUAAUUUUUGAUGUCCCUUUGAAAACAACCAGCUUUUAUUAAAACUAUAGCUAAAAGCUGUAUAUGAAAAUGACUAAAAAUAUCUAAGUAUUAAGAUUUAUAUAUGACUCCCUGCUCACAAUUUUUUAUACAGUUGCUUGUCAAAAACAAAUUGACUCAAAACUUGGGCCCAGAGUCUAAAAGGUGAGCUGUGGAUACAUCCAUGGUAGAAUCUAGCCUUCAGUUUUGUACCAUUGUCAAUGGUGAACUGGCAGGGAGGGGUUGGCUCUGGGUCUUAGGGUAAAGAUUCUAAUUAUAUGCAGGUAGACAGAAGACUUGUUAGAUCACACCGUACCUUUAAAAAAAGACACAAAUAGUAAGACUUAUCUGAACACAUUAUUGUGUUGUCUUUAUUGCUUGCACUUUACUUGCGCCAUUAACUGUAGGCUGAGGAGAAGGAGUGUACUGAAACUGUGAUAAUCAUCAUUUGGAUCACUUAAUGUCGACAGAAUUCCUUAUAAGUGUUCGAAGACCUCAUUGAGGCUUUUUUUUCAUCCAUGCCAAUUUGAGAAUGUAAUUCAGUAUGUUUUUAAUUUGAAGUUGAUGGAAAACACAUCAGUUACUGACGGGCAUUGAACUCACUUGUUUAUGUAGUGAUGACAAGUAGGUUAUUUGGCAACUGUAGCUUUUCACUGUACGUUUCCACUGUGUCUAUACCUCAUAAUACGUACAACCAUGUAUGAGUUGUAAGUUGCACUGCAUCAAUAAAAUCAAACCUUUUACUUUUGCAAUGCUAUGGUUAAAUAUUAACAGGUGUUUUGUGCAUCAUUGAAAGGAACAGUUAUUCUUCAUAAUUUAGUCUUUUUAAACAGUUGUAAACUUGAGUUGUAAAACUUCUGACUUCAUUAAAUUAAACUCGCUGUGAUACAGUA
Molecule: messenger RNA, 4693 nt
Organism: Amblyraja radiata (thorny skate)
Lineage: Eukaryota; Metazoa; Chordata; Chondrichthyes; Rajiformes; Rajidae
Product: connector enhancer of kinase suppressor of ras 2
Exons: 23
Coding region: 112-3228 (1038 amino acids)
Biological process (GO): regulation of signal transduction
Cellular component (GO): cytoplasm; membrane
Molecular function (GO): protein binding
Source: RefSeq, a predicted model, not a curated record